Molecule: messenger RNA, 397 nt
Organism: Sphaeroforma arctica JP610
Lineage: Eukaryota; Ichthyosporea; Ichthyophonida
Exons: 1
Biological process (GO): regulation of transcription by RNA polymerase II
Cellular component (GO): nucleus
Molecular function (GO): RNA polymerase II cis-regulatory region sequence-specific DNA binding; DNA-binding transcription factor activity, RNA polymerase II-specific
Source: RefSeq, a predicted model, not a curated record
AUAUCUCCCGUCGAAAGUGGGGAAGCAUCACAAAGCAACACUCGCCUCUGUGUCGGAUAAGCCACUUGUCUGUGACUGGCCUGGGUGUGGGAUGUCGUACGUACGACAACGGAAUCUUGACAAGCAUAUCCUCACACACAAGCCGAAUCGCGAUACAAAAUUAACUGCCCAAGUCACGAAUGUAUCCACUAAGCCGUAUGUAUGCAAUUGGCCAGGAUGUGCGAUGUCCUAUAUGAGGGAGAGCAACCUGGCUAAACACAUGCUCACACACACCACGGCUACAGAGGGUAAAGGAGCAGAUAAAGAUACGGCCCAAACGGUGACAGUGGGUGGCGAUAGUGAUGCCGAAGCAAAGAAUGCAGUUGAGGUUGCCACGGCUGAUGGGUAUGUACGCUGA